Aspergillus nidulans FGSC A4 is the source of this 1798-nucleotide messenger RNA. Its product is annotated as putative GABA permease. NCBI's taxonomy places the organism in Eukaryota, Fungi, Ascomycota, Eurotiomycetes, Eurotiales, Aspergillaceae. Gene Ontology annotation, molecular function: transmembrane transporter activity. Gene Ontology annotation, cellular component: membrane. Gene Ontology annotation, biological process: transmembrane transport. The transcript has 8 exons. The record is from RefSeq and is a predicted model, not a curated record. The coding region runs from base 9 to 1592 and encodes 527 amino acids.
GGACAGAGAUGGCGUCACAGGAGCUCAAGCAUGGUGCGGUCGCGGCCAGCGUCACGGUCCAGGACCGCGACGUCAGCGAACUGGCGCGAUUGGGGAAGAAAUCGGUUUUGAAGCGAACGUUCGGAAUUCUAUCCACCCUCGGUUUCAGCUGCACUAUCCUUGCGACAUGGGAAGGGAUAUUCAACACUUUGCUACUACCUCUGUCAAAUGGUGGUCCCGGAGGAGCCGUCUAUGCGUUCAUCUUCGCCUGGACAGGCACCGCGUGCUGCUUUGCGGUCCUAUCUGAAUUGGCCUCAAUGGCGCCGACUUCUGGUGGUCAGUACCACUGGUGUGCAAUGCUUGCACCGCCGAGCUAUAUGAAAUUCCUCAGUUACAUGACUGGAUGGGUCACCGUGAUUGGAUGGCAGGCUGCGUUCGCCUCGGCCUCGUUUAUUGCCGGUACACAAAUCCAGGGUGCCGUGCUUCUCUCUCACUCCAAUUACGACGCCCAGCCCUGGCACGGAACUCUCAUCAUGUGGGCAGCAGUCGUGCUGGCAUUGGGAGUCAACGUGGCUGGCGGGAAGCUUCUUCCGCGACUCGAGACCGUCAUCCUCGUCAUCCAUAUUCUGGGCUUCUUCGGCAUCCUCAUUCCGUUGACCUACAUGGCCGAUCACAAGUCCAAGCAUGACGUGUUUCUGGACUUUGUCAACGACGGCGGGUUUCCCACCCAAGGGCUGUCCUGGUUCGUCGGCAUGACGGGCUGUGUUUUCGCUUUUGCUGGAGGUGAUGCCGCUGUGCAUAUGGCUGAGGAAGUGCGCGAUGCGUCUGUGGCAAUCCCGCGCGCGAUCAUGCUUUCGGUCCUCAUCAACGGAUCGCUCGGAUUCGGCAUGUUGAUAGCAGUCCUCUUCUGCCUGGGCAACCUCGAAGAGGCCCUAAAUACCCCGACCGGCUACCCAUACAUGGAGAUCUUCCGUCAGGCGACGGAUUCCGUCUCCGGCGCCUUGGGAAUGACCUCAAUCAUCCUCAUUAUCGGCAUCUGCACCAUAUUCGGUCUUCUCGCAGCAACAUCCCGCCAGUUCUGGUCGUUUGCGCGCGAUCGUGCUGUCCCUGGUUGGCGCAUCUGGAGCAAGGUCUCGCCCAUCAACUGCCUCCCUACCUACUCGAUCCUCCUCACAAUGAGCGUCACCUGCCUGCUGGGCCUGAUCAACAUCGGAUCCAGCGUGGCCCUGAAUGCGGUCGUCUCUAUGGCCGUGUCGGGUCUGUACCUAUCCUACCUGACCGUCGGCAGCCUGCUGCUUUGGCGCCGAUGCACGGGCGCAAUCACGCAUUUCCAGAAUGGCGAAGACGGAGUUGUUAACGUCCCCGGCGCAAAGCUGGUCUGGGGCCCGUUUCAUAUCCCCGGUAUUUGGGGCACGAUCGUCAACGGCUAUGCGGUGAUCUUCAUGGUCAUCGUGGUGUUUUUCAGUUUCUGGCCGUCUCAGAUGGAGGUCGAUAAGACAACGAUGAACUUUAGUGUUGUUGGCACGGUGGGGACAAUCAUCUUAGCCAUGGCGUAUUAUGUAUUGAGGGCGAGGAAGGUGUAUCAGGGGCCUGUUAUGGAGGUUUCGCUGUAACCUAAGAGGCUGCGGAACUAGAGGGGCAGCUGGACGGCCGCAUCUCCGUCAAUUGGGAAGAGAAAGGGCUCGUAUUACCGCGAGCCUUGCCAGUCGUUUGCAAAGAAUAUGUAUGCACGCCGCAAAUAUGAUGUCUUAUCUCAUGAUGUAUGUAUAUUGUGGGCUUCAGUCCAAGCGAUUCCUUGUAAUGCCCGCAGAAUCCACAA